Molecule: messenger RNA, 808 nt
Organism: Diaporthe batatas
Lineage: Eukaryota; Fungi; Ascomycota; Sordariomycetes; Diaporthales; Diaporthaceae
Exons: 2
Coding region: 32-808 (258 amino acids)
Cellular component (GO): cytosol; nucleus
Source: RefSeq, a predicted model, not a curated record
UUUUUUUCUCGAGACUUCCAUCAACAAGAUUAUGGGUUCAGUAGGUCCCUCGGCCCCGAUCCGCCUAGCUAUUCUAGAGGCAGACGAGCCUUUGCCGAGCGUAGUAGAGAGACUUGGGAGAUUCGGUGCGAUCUUUACAUCGAUGUUCGAAGCGGCCUGCAAAAGCCAGGACCCGCCACAAACGCUCGGCUCACAGCUCACUUUAACGGCUCAUGAUGUCGUAUCCGGGGAUUCUACCACAGCAUAUCCGGACCCCAAGGAGAUCGACGCAGUGCUAGUCACAGGCUCAAGAUACUCCGCAUAUGAUGAUUACGACUGGGUUCUCCGCUUGACGGACUUCAUACGCCGGCUGCUGCUCACUGACAGCCACGUUCGGGUUAUUGGGGUGUGCUUUGGGCACCAGAUCAUUGCACGCGCACUGGGUGCUACAGUUGCGCCGUCACCUUGGGGAUGGGAGCUUUCUCUCACAGAAAUACAGCUGACGGAAACGGGAAAAGCUGUUUUCGGGACGGGGAAGCUGGAGGUUUACCAAACACAUCGGGAUAUGGUUGUCGAGUAUCCACCCACCGUCAUGCCCCUUGCCCAAUCGCGGCAUUGUCCGACCCAGGCCAUGUACAUCCCUGGCCGACUUUUCACGGUUCAGGGACACCCCGAGUUCCCUCAGUUCAUGAUGGCCGAGAUGCUUCGGGCACACCACCAAUCCGGUAUCAUACUGGAUGGUCCGUUUGAUGACGCUAUGAAGAGGGCCUUGGGCCAGCAUGAUGGUAUCGUCAUUGCACAGGCCUUCUUGCGCUUCCUGAAGGACUGA